Messenger RNA from Toxorhynchites rutilus septentrionalis, 9276 nucleotides. RefSeq names its product proto-oncogene tyrosine-protein kinase ROS (gene sev). The coding region runs from base 726 to 8453 and encodes 2575 amino acids. The record is from RefSeq and is a predicted model, not a curated record. Gene Ontology annotation, biological process: multicellular organism development; regulation of TOR signaling; positive regulation of kinase activity. Gene Ontology annotation, molecular function: ATP binding; transmembrane receptor protein tyrosine kinase activity; protein binding. NCBI's taxonomy places the organism in Eukaryota, Metazoa, Arthropoda, Insecta, Diptera, Culicidae. Gene Ontology annotation, cellular component: membrane; signaling receptor complex. The transcript has 14 exons.
CGGCACUUGUUCAGCGCGGUCAUUUUCUGAGUUAAGUCGCUUAAGUCGCGCGUGGAUUUCAUCGGUGCACCAGCAGACGCGCCAUCUGGUCGUCAGAGCAGUCCUCCGGUUUGUGAUUGUUGUGCGAGCGAGCAAGCGAAUCGAGUGAUCGGUGAGUGACGUGACGAGACGACCGAUCAGUUGGAGUUUGACCGCCGUGGAAUCAAGUCGCUACCGGUGGCGUUGUCGUCGUGAUAGUCAUUGUUGCUCGGUUGAAGUGAUCUCGUUCCAGAGGAGUUCAUGUUUUAUGUGAGCCAGAUUAGCAAAGGCAAGGAUUAGCUCAUCAAGCUGUGCGGUGCUGAAAGCCCUGAGGAAGACAAGUGGCGAUCGACUUUCGAAAGGUCGCUGGAAGGGAGGAAGAGAAAAAAAGGAUUAAGUUACAAAAUUGGGAUCGAGUUUUUAUGGGUUGUGGUUCGCCAGAGUUUAGUGAUCGGUUCCAGAUCGGAAGCAUGGAGUGUUUCGACGGGCAGUUCUCCAGUGUGGAUCCCGCCGUGUGAUUAUUGAAGCGGUGAGAAAAGAUUUUGUGGUCACUGACAAGGUUCGGAAGGUGAUAGCCUCCGACUGGCGAAGGCCAGAGAAGAAAAGCAAGAAGGAAACCGUAGCGAUAAUUUGAAUAAGGUGCAAUGUGCGAAUCGGAACAGGUGGCCGUCUGAGAGAAUUGUCAUUGAUUAGGUUCGCGGUUCGAGAUGCAACGGAUUUUAGCCGCUCCCAAGUUGGGUUUGUGGAUUCCGAUAGUUCUAGUGAUAGUCGCCGGGUCCUGUCCGGGGCUCGUGGCGCAGGGUUUGACGGCUGUUGAGCUGGAGGAUGAUUUCCUGGUCGCGACCAGGGAGCUGGAGCAGCAGUGUGUUCACCGAUGUCCGGACCAGAACCGAACCGGCUUCAACGAGCACAUCGACGUCAGCUGCGGCAGUGAUUGUUAUAUUACGCAGUGUGCCGUCGGUUGCAGCUUGUGGGAGCAAGCACUCGAAUCGUCCUGCCAAAAUGUUUGCAACAAAACCGACCAGGAACUGUUGGAACCGAAGGAGCUGUACUGCAUGAUGGGUUGUAACGAUGCUCUCAAUCGGUACUUCAAGUGGUUGAAGAUUGAAAUUGGAACACCUCCGGCACCGGCGCUGGUCGCCGACAGUUUAACAGCUACGUCGCUGUCGCUGGAGUGGGAAGUGCCCGAGCGAUUGGUGCAGCUGUCCCGACACAAAAGCCACGGCCCGCGGAGUUAUUUGGUUCAGUGGCGCUACGAGGAGGUUGCGGGCGAUUGGAAGUUCUGCCGCAACCAAAGCAUGGGUGAUAACUCGACAAUACGGGUGGACAACCUUCAGCCGUACACCAAGUACAGGUUCCGUGUUGCCCUGCUUCUUUCGCCACGGCAUGACGAGGUGCUCAUCUCGGAGCAGAGCGUUAUCAUCCUGACCCUCGCGCAGGGUCCACCGAUGUCCGAACCGAAAAUUGUACGCGCUGUUGCGGUAGAUCAUUCACGAAUAUCCAUCUCAUGGGAACCCGGACCGUUCCCGAACGGUCCCGUCUUGUCAUACGUGCUACAGAUCAAAGACCUCGAUCCCAUAGGCUACAGUGCUCUCAAGGACAUCCCGGAGUCCAACUCCUCCCGGUACUACAUCUUCGAGAAGUUGUACCCCGAACGGAACUACUCCGUCUCGGUGACCAUGCGCAACCCGGAAGGUGAAGGCCCUCCCUCCGUCAGUUAUGUGCAGACGCCCUCCCAGCCGCUAGACCUGGAAGAGGACAUCCAACCGACCCUGAUUCUCGGUGCGGAGCGCUCGGUCCUCUCCCAAGGCUCUGACCUGCUCUCGGAUCCCCUAACCGAACUGUACCGCAGUCAGAGCCAAAAAAUCCGCGGCACCGCAAUCCACAUUCGCCGCAAUCUGAUCUUCGUCUCGGACGACAUCGGCUACGUGUUCAAGUCCCCCUUCCGGCAGGGCUCCGAAAAGGGUCGCAUAGCGAUCCUCUCGCCGGACGCUGACCAUAACUUCCGACCAACGUUGCUUUCAGUAGAUUGGCUCAACGAUCAUCUGUACAUCCUGGGGCAGACAAAGAUCACUGGACUGUGGCAGAUUUCACGCUGCGAUUUCAGCGGCGAACGGUUGACCGUGGCCAUUGCGGGUCUGCAACGGCAACCGGAGCAUUUCGAGGUGGACCCCUUCAAUGGGUACCUGUUCUGGGUGAUUGGAAGCCGCUCCGCGGACGCGGGUCUCUUCCGGCUAGACCUGGGCGACAUCUCCAACGGAGUCAAGCACGAGAUUAAACCCCUGCAGCUUAACAAUCGCCACAAUCUGGGCGCCUUCUCGAUCGACCACACCAGCUUUCGGGUGCUUGUGCCGGAUCAGGACGCCAACACGGUGCUGGCCAUCUCGUUGGACGGCAAAACCACCGAGAACAUUCGCAACAACACACAGCGACCCCGCUUCGAGAAGGUCAAAUCGUUGGCCCUGGCGAAUGGGUUGUUCUACUGGACCAAUGGGAAGGAAGUGUUCGCCGAGGAUUACCACAAGAAGCAGAACAGUUACUACCACAAUGCGUUCCCCAUCGCGCUGAACAACAGCUACUUCAGCAUCUGCGUGAAUCUCUCGUCGGCGCAGCCGAUUCCGAUACCGGUGAACCCGCCGCGAAACGUUCAGGCACUUCUGACCAGCACCAAGAUAAAAAUCUUCUGGAGCGUACCGCAUCUGCUGGGUAUCAAGGGCAAGGGUGCGUGGCAGGAGUGGAUGUACAAGCUGGAGCUGGUGGAGGGGAAGAGUGGGAGAACAUUGGAGUUCCCCCAGAUCGAUGGGACCACGUUCAGUUCGGUGGAUGGGGAGCUGUUGCGACCGGGGCAGGAGUAUGUGAUCAAGGCAGCCGCCUAUACGGACGCAGGUCGGGGUCCGUGGAGUACGGAGUUCCAUGCGCGCACGCUGAAGGACGCCCACGAGCGACAUCUGGUGUGGUCCAGCAGUGAGGGGGUAAUGCGGAGCGAUGUAAUCGGGGAUAGCGUUGAAACGCUGAUCGGAAAGGCGGAACUGGAGGAGGGCGUGGUGACGGAUCUUGCCUGGUUCGAGAGUAUCCUGUACGUGGUGAGCAAUUCGACGCUGAUGUUCUACAAUCAGAGUGAGGGGCAGAUCAGUAAGUUGCGGGAGUUGGAGUCGGUGGAAUGUGUGACGAUUGAUUGGAUCGGGCGGAGGUUGUACUUCUACAAUCCAUCGCAGCAGAUGAUCAUGCGGAGUAGUCUGCACGGGGAGCAGCACGAGCCCAUACACAACGUGAAGAACGUGAGGGAGAUCAAGUUCGAUGCUUUGCGUGGGUAUAUCUACUACACGUCGGAGUUUGCGAUGGAAGCGUUUCGGUUGAAUGGGAAGGACAAACACAGCUACUAUCUGGAGAACGAUCGCUUCACUGGGAAGGGCGUGAUUGGGCUAACGCUGGAUAUGAGUAGCGGGCGGGUUUAUUGGAUUGUUCGAAGUAUCAGUUAUUCGGAGUUGUUCAGUGCGCACAUGGCUGGGACGGGGUCGGGAAUAGACUCUUCGCUGAUGACAGUGCUUUCGGAGCAGUCCCCACGAGGUCCGCUCACCCAUUUUAGCGACCGUCUCCUUUGGCUGCAGCACGAUGAGGUGGUAGUCGGAGACCUGCAAGGCGGAAACUUGGCACACAUCAAAAACCCUAAACUCAACGGAACUCGCGCCUUCACCAUUAUAGACCCGGCCCAUCACAUCUACCCGGAUGAUAAUCGCAACGUGAACGUGUUGCCAACGCAGGUGAACGACUCCUCGAUCCGCAUCCAGGGUACUUGGAAGAAAUUCAGCAUAGUUUGGGAUCCAGUCACGAACGUCAACUUCGGUAAGGUUUACUACAAGCUCACAAUCCGGGUGAAGGGCAAAAAAGACGACAUCUAUGAGCUAUCGAAGCCCUCCCACUGGUACAACUCAUCCGGCGCCAAUCUCCUGCCGCCCCACACCGAGAUCAACGUCACCGUUAGCGCGUUCACGUACUGGCGAUCGUCCGCCUUCUCCACGGCUCGACUCUUCAGCCCAUCCGGUAAACCCUCGCAGCCAACGAGACCACGAGUGUUCGUGCAACACUUCAAAGACCCCAUCCUAGACACGCACGCCGUCGAAGCUACCUUCCGGUGGUCUCCACCGAAGACUCCCAAUGGUCCAAUCAUUGGCUACCGGGUGCACUGCUGGUACGAGGAGGACGGCAUCACAACUCACGUGCUGCAGGGUGAACUGACCAACGAAACGGAGCGAGUGGUGCCCCAUCUCGUCCACAAUGUGAGCUACUCGUUCCGGGUGCAGGCCCAGACGAAGGCUCGCGAGGGAGACUUGACGGCGGUGCAGUCCAUCAACACCGCGGAAGAUCAUCCCAUUCCGCAGGCUCUGGUGGCGACCGGGGAGCACAUCGUACGGGUAGAUUUCGACCUGGGUGAGACGUACCAGGUGGUGGGUACAUCGACCCCGGUGAGUUUCAUGGUGCGGUUGGCCCGGGAGCGGAAGCUCUUUUGGGUGGACGAGAACAACGAACUGUUUCAGUACGACGGCACGGUGAAGUCGAAGCUGCACACCAUCAGUGGCGGCCCGGUGCUGGCGCUCGGCCUGGAUUGGAUCCAGCGGAUACUGUAUUGGUCCCAGCAGGAGCUGGUGGGGAGUGCGAUCUAUGCGUUUGACCUGAAUCGGCUCGCGUCCUUGGAGGGACUGCAUCUGGAGCGAAUUGUUUACAGCGGGGGUGAAAUGAGUAAUCUGGUGGUGUCCCCGUUCGAUCGACGACUCUUCUGGACGGAGAAGGUGCCGGACGAUGUGAUCUAUGUGCAUUCGCUCGAGGACAACCGGACGGAAGAGUUUUUCGACGACAGCUUCGAGGAGUGUCCCAACCGGACGGCGGGCAUUACGGUGCAUCCGAUGCUGACGCUGCAGACGGGAGUUAGCGAGGAGGCGAGGCUGUUCUGGGCGGAGACCGGACUUCGGAGCGUCGGGUUGAGCAGCAGGACGUGUAUAAACUUUGGGUUUGAGUACUACCCGAAGAUGAAGAGCAUAACGAAGGACAGCGAUCAUUUCUAUUGGUUGGAAGACGAUGAAGCUAUCGUCCGGAUGGAUGAUGGCGGGGCGGUCAAGUCCAAAACGAUUCCGGGAGCACGAACACUGGUGCCGUUGCAGCUGCAGUACUAUCCGGAGAGGCGUUGUCUGAUACCUCUACAGGAGGAUCAAGACUAUCAAGCGAGGUUGCUGCAGCGGACGGAAGACUCGCUUACGCUGUUGAUGCCGAGGGCGGAGGUGUAUCCGAACUGUUCGGCGGAGCCGAGUGGUAUCCAAUAUCUUAUUUAUUACGCGCAGCUCGAAGAGAUGCAAGCGAAUGGGACGGUGGAUUGUGACCUAGUGGUUUGCAGCAAAGUUAGCUCUUACGAUCGGAGCAAAACGAUUCGAGGACUGCGACCGUUUACCAAGUACCGCGUACAAGUGGCGUUGGUUAACUACUAUCAGGAACAGAUUGGGAUGCUGUCGGAGCAGGAUGCUCCGAAGUUAGGGACGGUGGUGGUAUUUUCGACCGCUGCCGGAGCUCCGUCGAAGCCCGAGAAUAUCAGCGCAUUGACAAUCAGUCCUACCGAGGCUGUAGUGCACUGGAGUCCUCCACUGGUGAAGAACAGCGACCGCGUGUGGUACGAAAUUCAUUGGCAGACGGAGAAUGUUUACGAUGGGUCGAAAAACAGACAGCAACAGCUUGUGAUCGAUUUAAACGAAGAUCUCGAUAGCCUAUCGAUGAAUCUCACAAAACUACAGCCCAGUCUGGCAUACACGAUCUGGAUUAGGGCGUACUCCACCGAAAGUACCUUCAGCGAGAGCGACCAAGUCAACAUUGUAACCUUCCCGGAGCCAGAGGACAUCCGUUUGGUGUUUAAUUCUUCCACCGAGCUGGGCGUUCACUGGAGACCUCACGUGAACAUCUCAAAAUACAAACUUCAAUACGCUGCCGUAGGCAGUAAGACAUGGGAGACUGUGUUCGACACCGGCCUCGACGCUACCAGUCCCGAGCGGGACAUCUUUAAGGCGAUAGCCUUACAGCCCAAGACUCAGUAUCGCUUCAUCGUGUUGCUGUUCUAUCCGAACCGCAACGACCCGUACGUGUGGCCUCCGGAUGCACGAUUCGUGUACGAAACCGAUGCGGAUCGACCAAGUGCUCCAGGUCGACCGGUUGUGACCCAGAUUCGGCAGGACGUCUACAAGGUAUCCUGGGAACCGUCGAAAGACAAUGGCGCCACAAUCCUGGAGUACGCCCUGGAGGCUCUGGUGCGUUCCCCCCGAAAUACCAACCGCGUCGAGCGCGCGGCCAUCCCACUGAGCAGCAGCGAGGAAGCAGACGAUGACAGUUUUGAAGACAUGAACAACACCAUUCCCACCCGGGUCGAUGUUUCCUCCACCAACAGCCAGGAGUACAUCACGUUCGACGAACGCUGGGACCUGGUGUACAACGGAACGGACGUUUACUGGAUCAUCCCGGAGAAGCAGUCCAUCCACAAGCACACCUUCCGGGUUCGGGCCCGCAACGGCUGUGGCUGGGGUCCGUUCAGCGGCGAGAGUAAACCCAUCAGUCAACCCCUGCUCUCCAGUCAGACGGAGAACUACCUCAUCAUCCUGGUUGUCUCCGUUUCGGCCAUAUUUCUGCUCUUCCUGGUGCUCAUAUUCGUCUGUGCUUGUCGUCGCGCAGAGAUAGAAAAGAAAAUUUUUAUUGAUGCAACCACUACUCGCAUUCCAGAUGUGGAGCUAGCGAACUUGCGCGAGCUGCCACGGCGCGGCAAUUUCAUUCAUAGCAAUAACAUCCUGUACAGCUCCGGCCCGCUGACGGACUCGGAGAUCGCGCUGCUGCCGCAGAUUCGCCGCGAGCAGAUUUCGAUGACCAGCUCGCCUUUCCUGGGCAGUGGAGCGUUCGGGGAAGUGUACGAAGGAAUUGUCAAGGGCGUUGGCGGGGAAGUGGAAACCAGAGUCGCCAUCAAGACCCUGCGGAAGGGGGCUACUGAGCAGGAGAAGGCCGAAUUCCUCCAGGAAGCUCAUCUGAUGAGCAACUUCAAACACAAACACAUUCUGAAGCUGAUCGGGGUUUGUUUGGACCAUGACUCGCUGUACAUCAUCAUGGAGCUGAUGCAGGGUGGUGACCUGCUGAGUUAUCUGCGCUCGAACAGACCGACCCCGGGAACCCCUUCGUCGUUAACCCUGCUGGAUCUGAUCACGAUGUGUGUGGAUGUAGCCACCGGCUGUCGCUACCUGGAGGAGAUGCACUUCGUUCACCGGGAUCUGGCGUGUCGCAACUGUUUGGUUUCAUCCACCGAUCCGAGGGAGCGUGUGGUGAAAAUUGGUGAUUUUGGACUGGCGAGAGACAUCUACAAGAACGAUUACUACCGCAAGGAGGGCGAGGGACUGCUCCCGGUCCGCUGGAUGUCUCCGGAGAGUCUGGUGGAUGGAGUUUUCACCUCACAGUCCGAUAUCUGGGCGUUCGGAGUUCUGCUGUGGGAGAUUAUGACCCUCGGGCAGCAGCCGUAUCCAGCGAGAAACAACGUGGAGGUUUUGCACUACGUGCGGGACGGGGGUCGACUCGGUCGACCACAGGAUUGCCCCGAGGAACUGUACCAAUUGAUGCUGAAAUGCUGGAGCUACUCUCCGGAAGACAGACCUACCUUCCGGUACCUGCUGGAGGUGCUCAAAUCGCUGAAGGAGCGAACAAGCGACUCCAUACAGAUCACCUCUCAGUUUCCGUGUAAGGUACAGAACGGUGCGAUAUUUAACCGAUCCUAUCUGCUUUCCGACAUCAAUCACAAUCCGUUCAUAGCAGAUAUCAAGUUCGGUAGCGGAAGUGGCACCGGCACCGGCAGCGGCGGUGCCUUCAUCAUCACUCCGCCGACCUCCUCCAGCAGUAGCGGAGCCACGCUGAUAACCACGACGAUCCCUAAGUACCUGGAGCUGGUGUACGACGACAGCAACAGCAACACGAGCAGGUAUUCGACCGGUGAGGACGUCCCGCUGACGGCCGGUUUGCCGGCGGCGGCGAACCAGGUGAUGCCCACCGACAACGGGUACGAGAUCCCCAUCAACGACAUCUUGCUUCGGCAGCAGCACCCCGGCGCCAGCUGCAACAACAAGGGUCGUACCUUCUCCAGUUCCUCGACGGUGAGCAACGUUAGCACUCUGCCGGUUGUGGUUGUGGCCGAAGCCGUAGCCACCGGUAGCGGGCUGCUACGGGUAGACGACUGCUCCAGCCUUGAGGCGUUGCUCCCCAUCAACUCGAUCCUCACCGUCAAACUGCCGGAAGAGGAAGAGGAGGACCAGGGUGCUGAGGGUGACGAGCAGCCGGGGGAUACCGACUACAGCAAUACGCAGAUGCGAAGUUCCUCGCAGCAGUUCGACACGAACGAAGAUAGUAUUACCGGGCAUGAUGUGAGAGGUUAGGUUAGCUCAAAGUCGACAAAGACAGAGACGCACAUUCCAAAGAAGCAACCAAACGAUCAAGGCUAGCAACAAUGCAGAGGUAGGGCUCUCUAGAUAGAAGAACUAUAUUUUAAUGUAGAUAGCUUAAGAAAUUUUACUUUUUGUAUAGAGUUAACAAAGCAAACCAAAACAGAUCAAUAUUAGGGUGAAACUCGCAAGUUCCAAAUAUCAGUGUUCUCGUCGCCAAAAGGAUGCCUCCGGUCCUCCGCUCACUUCAGAGUUUCUCGGAGGAUGGAAGUGCUCCUAGCAUCGCUUUUCGCUGUAGAUUGUAAAUAUUAAUGCCUUACACUAUAAAUAUUUUAUUGUUUCACCAUGACGCUGCUGCAUCCAAACAGGACCGGAAAACGAAGUCUGUGCGUGUGUGUGUGUGUGUGUGUGUGCGUGUGCGUGUAAAUAGUUCCAAACCAGCGAGCCAGUGUUUUAGAGUCCGGGUAUAAGUGACAAUAACAAUAACGUGUGACAAACGACAAAGAGUCACCCUUAUAUUAAAGGUGAUUUCCGAAACCGAAAACCGCGAAAGGAUUCGGAGUAUCGAUAAAUUGAAACAAACAAACAAAACAGCACUGAUGAGCGCACAAAUCGGAUCGGAUCCGGACCGUGUAUAGUUAGCUACUUUCUGUCUGCAAUAAAUUAUUAAUUUCCCCUCCUAUUACCUACCACCCCCCCCCCCCUCCUCAUUGAAUGUGUUGAUAGUGUAACCAUUAAAGGCAGCUAGUUAUUACCAGUUACGAAAUAUGUUAAUGAAAAUAUUUGACGAGGGCUGGUUGAAUAAAAAUGGAUUUCA